Messenger RNA from Vicia villosa (hairy vetch), 905 nucleotides. Its product is annotated as prefoldin subunit 3. Lineage: Eukaryota; Viridiplantae; Streptophyta; Magnoliopsida; Fabales; Fabaceae. Gene Ontology annotation, molecular function: tubulin binding. Gene Ontology annotation, cellular component: cytoplasm; prefoldin complex. The transcript is spliced from 6 exons. Gene Ontology annotation, biological process: protein folding; tubulin complex assembly; microtubule-based process. The record is from RefSeq and is a predicted model, not a curated record. Bases 43 to 615 code for a protein of 190 amino acids.
GCGUCGUGUUAUUCCGUUCGAUUCCAUUCCGGUGCGUCAACAAUGGCUUCUUCGUCUUCAUCAUCGAAUGUAACAGAGCGAAGAGGAAUACCGGGUGCUCAGUUCGUAGAAGAUGUUCAAACUUAUCUCACUCAAUUAGGUCUCGAUGUUAAUUCCGCCUUAGCUUUCCUUCAAGAAAGACUUCAGCAAUACAAGGUUGUUGAAAUGAAGCUUCUCGCGCAGCAAAGGGAACUUCAGGCAAAGAUACCGGAUAUUGAAAAGUGCCUAGAUGUUGUUGCUACAUUGCAGGCUAAGAAGGGCACUGGUGAGGAACUUAUUGCUGACUUUGAGGUAUCAGAAGGAAUAUAUUCACGAGCUUCUAUAGAAGAAACUGAUUCUGUAUGUUUAUGGCUGGGAGCAAAUGUUAUGUUGGAAUAUUCAUUAGAAGAGGCUACUGCUCUCCUACAGAAAAAUCUGGAUAAUGCUAGAGCCAGUUUAGAAGUUCUUGUUGCUGAUCUACUCUUUUUAAGGGAUCAAACGACAAUUACACAGGUUACGAUUGCUCGUGUUUACAAUUGGGAUGUCCAUCAACGGAGGACUCAACAACUUGCUGCUACUGCAAUUGCUCAAGAGUAGUAUUGAAGAGAUUUUGUUCACACUUAGUUUUAAAGUUGUGUACUAUAUACCCUUCAGUUUAGAUUAUGCUUCUAAUCUCUUGCCAUUUUGAUGAAUUGUGUGUUCCUUCUGUCCCUAGUCCCGGUUUCCCCUAAAGCAGGUUCUAGGAUUGGAAUUAGGAUAUAUUUUUUUUAACAUGUAUGUCUUGUUGAUUUUGAUCUCUUGGUUUCUAGAACAAUUUUGUAAAAUUAAUGGGAAGGUUUUGUAUUAAAUGAUCUAUCUAUAUGAUGAGUAGUAUGUUGUACUCUUUA